GUCAAGUGGCAGAAGGAUGACAUGGACAACAAUUUGAACUUCUUCUCCAUCUCCUCAGAUGGGCGGAUUGUUUCAUGGACUUUAGUUAAGAAUGAGCUGGUUCAUACAGAUGUCAUCAAGCUGUCAGUAGAGGGAACAACGAUGCAGGGGCCAGAGGGGCUGCAGCUGCAAACGCUUGGCUGUGGGACAUCGUUUGAUUUUCACAAAAAGAUAGACUAUUUGUUUCUCGUUGGUACUGAAGAGGGAAAGAUCUAUAAGUGUUCAAAAUGCUAUUCAAGCCAGUUUCUGGAUGUGUUUGAAGCCCAUCACAUGGCUGUGGACUCAGUCAGCUGGAAUCCCUACCACUUGAAAGUCUUCAUUUCCUGCAGCUCUGACUGGACAGUCAAGAUCUGGGAUCACACCAUCAAGACUCCGAUGUUUAUUUAUGACCUGAAUUCUGCUGUAGGGGACGUUGCAUGGUCCCCUUACUCCUCCACCGUCUUUGCUGCAGUCACCACUGAUGGCAAGGCUCACGUAUUUGAUCUGAGCAUUAAUAAGUAUGAAGCUCUCUGCACCCAGCUAGUGGUGGCCAAGAAGAAAAAUAAAAUAACCCAUAUCCAGUUUAACCCUGUCUACCCUGUUGUCAUCAUUGGAGAUGAACGAGGCCACGUCACCUCCUUGAAGCUCUCUCCCAAUCUGCGCAGGAUGCCCAAGGAGAAGAAAGGCCAGGAGGUUAAGAAGGGUCCUGAGGUGGAAAUCGCAAAGCUGGACAAGCUGCUAAACCUGGUGAGAGAGCCAGAGAGCAAGGCAGGGAAGUGA
Molecule: messenger RNA, 798 nt
Organism: Pelecanus crispus (Dalmatian pelican)
Lineage: Eukaryota; Metazoa; Chordata; Aves; Pelecaniformes; Pelecanidae
Source: RefSeq, a predicted model, not a curated record